CUGGUUUCGUCGUUUGACGGGACUGAAUGUUAAGACAGCCACGUACGUAUAAAAGCAGGGGUAGCCACCGGAGAAUCAGUGUGCUCACAGUCUUUCAACAUGGACAGCACUGGAAAAUUGAAAGUCCUCUUCAUGUGUGGUUUAUUGGUGGCUGUCCUCGCUGAAGACACGAAAAAAUCCGAAGAUAAACAGUCAACAAGCCCGGAUAAACCAAAACGUGGCCUGGAGUUGAGUCUCGGUGAUCAUGGGUUCGGUGGAUUCGGUGGUCAUGAUUUUGGUGGUAGUUUCGGUGGUGGCUUUGGUGGUGACCACGGUCACGUUGAGCACGUCAAGGCAGUGACAAUCACAAAGCACGUGCCAGUCCCAGCGCCUUAUCCAGUUCAUGUAGAAAAGCACGUACCCUAUCCCGUCAAAGUUCCCGUAAAGGUACCAGUUGAUCGUCCAUAUCCGGUUCAUGUGCCUGCUCCAUAUCCCGUGACCGUGGAAAAACACGUACCCUAUCCAGUGGAGAAGCCAGUUCCCUACCCAGUUAAAGUGCCGGUUAAGGUACCAGUGAAGGUGCCUUAUCCUGUGGAAGUGCCCGUCAAAGUUCCCUACCCAGUUCACAAACCGGUACCCUAUCCAGUCAAGGUUCCAGUAGUCGUCAAGGAACCUUAUCCAGUUCUGAUCAAGGAGCAUCAUCACGGAGGUGAUUUUGGAGGAUUCGGGGGGUUCGGAGAUCACGAACUCGGUGGCUUCGGUCAUCACUAGACUAAUUAUCCAAUUGUAAAUUAUAACAAAAAAUGUAUUAUUUCGAUCUCUACACAGACGGAUCGAGGAAGAUGUCUGUGAGUCCCUCAUUCAAGAAAUCUUCAAUGAGUUCAUGUUUAAUUAAAAAUUAUUGUUUCAACCUGUAGUUACCAAUGAAUAAAGAAAAAUAUUUCUCCAUGUUUA
Diachasmimorpha longicaudata is the source of this 933-nucleotide messenger RNA. RefSeq lists its product as uncharacterized. The transcript is spliced from 2 exons. Bases 100 to 750 code for a protein of 216 amino acids. NCBI's taxonomy places the organism in Eukaryota, Metazoa, Arthropoda, Insecta, Hymenoptera, Braconidae. The record is from RefSeq and is a predicted model, not a curated record.